CGGGCGGGUCCCACGUGCUGCCUUUAAUUAGAAGAGGCCCCUCAAAGUAGGUGUAUUUAUUAACGCACCCCAACUCCUUCAAAUUCCCAACCAAACCCCCAACCAACAAUUUACGCAGCACUGUCACACCCCUUCAUAUCUACUUCGCUCCUGCUCAAAUUCUGCAGAAAAAGCUCGGUGCCGCCCUCCAGAUUUGCAUGCUUGCAUUUCGUUGGAUCAUCUUCUUGACCUCGUAUAAUGCGUUUGAGGAAGCCAAUUGGGUUGAGAAGAAGAGAUUGAUAACUUUUUUUUUUUUUUCAGCAUUUUCUCACUUCUGGUCUCCUUCUGUGAAGACACUACAGAAUGUCAGAAGCCCAAAGGAGACUGGUAACAGUCAAUGCCAAGCCAACUAAUGGCUAUGUAAAUGGCGCUAUUCCAUCAAGGUCUCCAACAAUGGUAGCUGAGGUGGAUGAGUUCUGUUAUGCACUUGGGGGGAAGAGGCCAAUUCAUAGUAUUUUGAUUGCCAACAAUGGAAUGGCAGCUGUUAAAUUUAUACGUAGCAUUAGAACCUGGGCUUAUGAAACAUUUGGUUCAGAUAAGGCAAUAUUGUUGGUGGCGAUGGCUACUCCAGAGGACAUGAGGAUAAAUGCUGAACAUAUCAGGAUAGCUGAUAAAUUUGUAGAAGUUCCUGGAGGGACUAACAAUAAUAACUAUGCAAAUGUGCAGCUCAUUGUCGAGAUGGCUGAGAUAACGCAUGUUGAUGCUGUUUGGCCUGGCUGGGGUCAUGCAUCUGAGAAUCCAGAGCUACCUGAUGCUUUAAGUGCAAAAGGCAUCAUAUUUCUUGGGCCUCCAGCUUCAUCAAUGGCAGCAUUGGGAGAUAAAAUUGGGUCAUCGUUAAUUGCUCAAGCUGCAGACGUACCAACACUUCCAUGGAGUGGCUCUCAUGUGAAAAUUCCUGCCGAUAGCUGUUUGGUAACUAUCCCAGAAGCCAUUUAUCAGGAAGCGUGUGUACAUACAACAGAAGAAGCCAUUUCCAGCUGCCAAGUUGUCGGUUAUCCCGCGAUGAUUAAAGCAUCUUGGGGUGGAGGUGGCAAAGGCAUAAGAAAGGUCCACAAUGACGAUGAGGUUAAAGCUUUGUUCAAGCAAGUCCAGGGUGAAGUUCCUGGCUCUCCCAUAUUUAUAAUGAAGGUUGCUUCCCAGAGCCGACAUCUUGAGGUCCAGCUGCUGUGUGAUCAAUACGGAAAUGUGGCAGCUCUGCACAGCCGUGACUGUAGUGUUCAAAGGAGACACCAAAAGAUUAUAGAAGAGGGUCCAAUUACAGUUGCCCCCCUCGAGACAAUAAAGAAACUUGAGCAGGCUGCUAGAAGGUUGGCUAAAAGCGUAAAUUAUGUUGGAGCUGCAACAGUGGAGUAUUUGUACAGUAUGGAAACUGGGGAAUAUUACUUUCUGGAGCUAAAUCCACGGUUGCAGGUGGAGCAUCCUGUCACUGAGUGGAUUGCUGAGAUAAAUAUUCCUUCAGCACAAGUUGCAGUUGGGAUGGGUAUCCCUCUGUGGCAAAUCCCAGAGAUACGUCGAUUUUAUGGAAUGGAAUAUGGUGGAGGAUAUGAUGCUUGGAGGAAAACAUCUUGUCUUGCUACUCCAUUUGAUUUUGAUAAGGCAGAGUCAACGAGGCCGAAAGGGCAUUGUGUAGCAGUUCGUGUGACAAGUGAAGACCCUGAUGAUGGUUUUAAACCAACAAGUGGAAGAGUACAGUCAUUUGGAUUGCUUUCUAACUCAAAUGACUCCGAACAGGAGCUCAGUUUCAAAAGUAAGCCUAAUGUGUGGGCAUACUUUUCUGUCAAGUCUGGAGGUGGUAUUCAUGAAUUUUCAGAUUCCCAAUUUGGCCAUGUCUUUGCUUUUGGAGAAUCCCGACCUUUGGCCAUCGCUAAUAUGGUACUUGGCCUUAAAGAGAUCCAAAUUAGAGGCGAAAUUCGUACAAAUGUCGAUUACACCAUUGAUCUCUUACAUGCUUUAGAUUACAAGGAAAACAAAAUCCACACAGGAUGGCUGGAUAGCAGAAUUGCAAUGAGAGUGAGAGCAGAAAGGCCCCCUUGGUAUCUUUCAGUGGUUGGAGGAGCUCUUUAUAAAGCUGCUGCUAGUAGUGCUGCCACGGUUUCGGAGUAUGUUGGUUAUCUUGAAAAAGGACAAAUUCCCCCAAAGCAUAUUUCGCUGGUGAAUUCUCAGGUUUCACUGAACAUUGAAGGAAGCAAGUACACAAUAAAUAUGGUAAGAGGAGGUCCUGGAAGCUAUAAAUUGAGGAUGAACGAUUCAGAGCUGGACGGGAACAGUCAUGUUAUAUAUGCAGAAGAGGAAGCAGCUGGAACACGUCUUCUUAUUGAUGGGAGGACUUGCUUACUUCAGAACGAUCAUGAUCCAUCCAAGCUGGUUGCAGAGACACCAUGCAAGCUACUAAGGUACCUGGUUGCAGAUGGCAGCCAUGUCGAUGCUGACAUGCCCUAUGCAGAAGUCGAGGUUAUGAAGAUGUGCAUGCCCCUUCUUUCACCUGCCUCUGGAAAAAUUCAUUUUCAGAUGGCAGAAGGUCAAGCAAUGCAGGCCGGAGAGCUUAUAGCAAGACUUGAUCUAGAUGAUCCCUCUGCUGUACGGAAGGCAGAACCUUUCCAUGGUAGCUUCCCCAUUUUAGGACCUCCAACUGCCAUAUCUGGAAAAGUUCAUCAAAGAUGUGCUGCAAGUUUAAAUGCGGCUCGAAUGAUUCUUGCUGGAUAUGAGCAUAACAUUGAUGAAGUAAAGUCCUCUGGCUCUAUUACCUUUUGCAGAAGAGAAUUUAUUGAUGCUGGAAGAGUUGUUCAAAACUUACUCAGUUGCUUGGACAAUCCAGAGCUCCCUUUCCUUCAGUGGCAAGAAUGCUUUGCUGUUCUGGCCAACAGACUACCAAAGGAUCUUAGAUGUGAGUUGGAAACAAGAUACAGGGAGUUUGAGGGAAUUGAGAGCUCUCAAAACGUUGACUUCCCUGCCAAAGUUUUACGUGGUGUUCUUGAGGCCCAUCUAAACUCCUAUUCUGAGAAAGAAAAAGGAGCUCAAGAGCGACUGGUUGAGCCUCUGAUGAGUCUUGUCAAAUCCUAUGAGCGUGGUAGGGAAAGCCAUGCCCGCAUCAUAGUUCAGGGUCUUUUCGAAGAGUAUUUGUCAGUAGAAGAAUUAUUUAGUGACAAUAUACAGGCUGAUGUGAUUGAGCGCUUAAGACUUCAAUAUAAGAAAGAUCUUCUCAAAAUUGUGGACAUUGUACUUUCCCAUCAGGGAAUUAGGAGCAAAAAUAAACUGAUACUACGCCUCCUGGAACAACUUGUGUAUCCUAAUCCUGCUGCAUACCGUGAUCAACUAAUCCGCUUUUCUACACUCAACCAUACGAACUACUCCGAGUUAGCAUUGAAAGCAAGCCAACUCCUAGAGCAGACAAAACUUAGUGAGCUUCGUUCCAGUAUUGCAAGAAGUCUUUCGGAGUUGGAAAUGUUCACUGAAGAAGGUGAAAGCAUGGAUACACCCAAGCGGAAGAGUGCUAUAAAUGAACGAAUGGAAGCUCUUGUGAAUGCUCCCCUAGCAGUUGAAGAUGCACUCGUUGGUCUUUUUGACCAUGGUGAUCACACACUUCAAAGAAGAGUUGUUGAGACAUAUGUGCGCAGGCUAUACCAGCCGUACCUCGUAAAGGGGAGUGUCAGGAUGCAGUGGCACAGAUCUGGACUUAUAGCAUCAUGGGAGUUUAUGGACGAGCAUAUAGAUAGAAAGUGUGGAUCUGAAGUUGAGAUUUCGAAUGAAUCACCAUUUGAAAAGCAGAGUGCGAGGAGGUGGGGAGCAAUGGUUGUCAUCAAAUCACUCACUUUGUUGCCUACUGCAGUAACUGCUGCUUUGAAGGAAGCAACACAUAACCUUCAAGCUACAAUAUCAAAUGGAUCCAUGUAUCCAACUGCUUGUGGUCACAUGAUGCACAUUGCUUUGGCUGGUAUCAACAACCAGAUGAGUCUGCUUCAGGACAGUGGUGAUGAGGAUCAGGCUCAAGAGAGAAUCAACAAGUUGGCCAAAAUAUUGAAGGAGAAAGAAAUAAGUUCGAGCCUUAAAAAUGCUGGAGUUGAGGUUGUCAGCUGUAUUAUUCAGAGAGAUGAAGGACGGGGGCCGAUGAGGCAUUCCUUCCAUUGGUCAGAAGGAAAGCUCUAUUAUGAGGAGGAACCUCUAUUGCGUCACUUGGAGCCACCUCUAUCAAUAUACCUUGAGCUGGACAAACUAAAAAAAUAUGAGAAUAUACGGUACACUCCUUCUAGGGAUCGUCAGUGGCACCUCUACACAGUUGUUGACAAGCCACUUCCCAUCCAGAGGAUGUUCCUCAGAACACUCGUGAGGCAGCCUUUGUCAAAUGAAGGUCUCGCUGUUCUAGAUCAAGGAGUGAAUCAAUCUUUCUGGUCUCUGUCCUUCACUUCAAGAAGCAUCUUGAGGUCCUUAACAUCUGCAAUGGAGGAACUUGAACUCAAUGCUCAUAAUUCUGCUAUUAAAUUUGACCAUGCUCAUAUGUACCUUUAUGUCUUGCGAGAGCAGCAAAUAGAUGACCUCUUGCCAUAUCACAAAAGAGUUGACAUUCCUCAUGGCAAUGAAGAAGCUGCAGUUGAGAAAAUUCUGGACGCCAUGGCACAAGAAGUUAAUGCAUCUGCUGGUGUCAAAAUGCAUCGUUUAGGAGUUUGUGAGUGGGAAAUUAAGCUUUGGAUAUCAUCUGAAGGAGAUGCUAAUGGGGCUUGGAGAGUUGUGGUCACAAAUGUAACUGGUCACACCUGCAUCGUGCAUGUUUACAGAGAAGUUGAGGACUCCAGCAAAGAGAUAAUGUACCAUUCCACUUCUGGACAGGCUCCUUUGCAUGGAUUGCCUGUAAGUGCACAGUAUAAGCCUUUGGGAGUUCUUGACCAGAAACGCCUUGUAGCCCGAAAAAGCAGCACGACUUAUUGCUAUGACUUCCCUCUGGCUUUCAACGCAGCUCUGAUCAAAUCGUGGGCGGAGAAUCCCAAUAUCAACAAACCAAAAGAUAAACCAUUAGUCAACGUCACUGAGUUGACUUUUGCCGACAAGAAAGGAAGUUGGGGCACUCCUCUUGUUCCCAUUAAUCGUCAGCCAGGGCUUAACGACGUUGGCAUGGUAGCCUGGCGCAUGGAGAUGUCCACACCCGAAUUCCCUUCCGGAAGAACUAUAUUAAUCGUGUCAAACGACGUGACUUUCAAAAACGGUUCAUUUGGUCCGAAAGAAGAUGCUUUCUUUCAAGCGGUGACCGACAUUGCUUGCUCCCAGAAAAUACCUCUCAUCUAUCUAGCAGCCAAUUCCGGAGCCCGUAUUGGCGUGGCCGAGGAAGUGAAAUCCUGCUUCAGAGUCGGCUGGUCAGACGAAACGAACCCCGAGCGCGGUUUCCAAUACGUUUACUUAACUCCCGAAGAUUAUUCGCGCAUCAAGACUUCUGUGAUAGCGCACGAGCUUAAACUCCCUAAUGGAGAAAUCAGAUGGGUAAUCGAUACGAUUGUUGGCAAGGAAGACGGUUUAGGAGUUGAAAACUUAACUGGCAGUGGAGCAAUUGCAAGCGCGUACUCAAAGGCGUAUAACGAGACUUUUACCGUAACAUAUGUGACUGGGAGAACUGUCGGAAUCGGUGCUUAUCUCGCGCGUCUCGGAAUGCGGUGUAUACAGAGACUCGACCAGCCGAUUAUUCUGACGGGCUUCUCGGCCUUGAACAAGCUUCUGGGCCGCGAGGUUUACAGCUCCCACAUGCAGUUAGGUGGGCCCAAAAUCAUGGCCACGAACGGAGUCGUUCAUCUCACGGUCUCGGAUGAUCUCGAGGGCGUAUCGGCUAUUUUGAAGUGGUUGAGCUUUGUUCCUCCGUAUUGCGGGGGCCCGCUUCCUGUCGUGAGCCCGUUGGAUCCUCCUGAUAGGAUAGUUGAGUAUUUGCCGGACACGUCGUGUGAUCCGCGUGCGGCUAUAUGUGGGAAUGUUGACGGCAAUGGGAAGUGGGCUGGGGGUAUUUUCGACCGAGAGAGUUUUGUUGAGACUUUGGAAGGGUGGGCGAGGACGGUUGUCACGGGUCGGGCGAAGCUUGGAGGGAUACCUGUUGGGGUUGUUGCUGUGGAGACUCAGACGAUGAUGCAGGUAAUCCCAGCAGACCCCGGUCAGCUAGAUUCCCACGAGAGGGUGGUCCCACAGGCAGGACAGGUGUGGUUUCCCGAUUCAGCAACCAAGACAGCCCAGGCACUGAUGGACUUCAACCGUGAAGAGCUCCCUCUCUUCAUCAUUGCCAACUGGCGAGGCUUCUCUGGCGGGCAGAGGGACCUCUUCGAAGGCAUCCUCCAAGCUGGCUCCACCAUUGUCGAGAAUCUCCGAACCUACAAACAGCCCGUCUUCAUAUACAUACCCAUGACAGGCGAGCUUCGUGGUGGGGCCUGGGUUGUCGUCGACAGCAAGAUCAAUCCCGACCACAUCGAGAUGUAUGCCGAAAAAACGGCUAAAGGGAACGUCCUCGAGCCCGAGGGCCUGAUCGAGAUCAAAUUCCGAACCCGCGAAUUGCUCGAAUGCAUGGGAAGGCUCGAUCCAGAGCUCGUCAGCCUAAAGUCAAAGCUUGCGGAAGCUGGAGAGUCACGGUUUGUUCUAGAAGAUUUGAUAAAAGCCCGGGAGAAGAAGCUUCUCCCACUCUACACUCAGAUAGCGACGAAAUUUGCCGAGCUGCACGACACUUCCCUGAGGAUGGCUGCGAAAGGGGUGAUUAAGAGAGUUGUGGAGUGGGCCCACUCGAGAGCGUUUUUCUACCGGAGGCUGCACAGGAGAGUCGCGGAAGAUUCGCUUGUGAGGGCUGUGAGGGAAGCUGGGGGACAUGGAGUUGGGUAUAAGGCUGCAAGGGACUUGAUUAAGGGAUGGUUCUUGGGCUUGGAUGGUGUGGGGAGGAAUGAGAGCUCGUGGAUGAAUGACGAAGCUUUUUUUUCGUGGAUGAAUGAUAUGGGAAACUAUGAGGAGAGGCUGAGAGAGUUGCGCGUGCAGAAAGUGUUGGCGCAGUUGUCCGAGCUUGGGAAUUCAUCCGUGGAUUUACAGGUCUUACCGCAAGCCUUAGCUGGUUUGCUGAAAAAGACGGAACCUUCAGUUCGGGAUCGGCUGAUAGAUGAACUGAGAGGAGUUCUCUCCAAUGAAUGAAGGCCAAUUGUGGAAUACGGUUCACCUCUUUCUGUGUGUAUACAUGGUUUUGUACAAUUGUACAAGAUUUCUGAGAGUUAAAAGGAGCUCGUGAACCUGUUCUCGUCUGCAGAUUUCAACUUGGAUGAGGUACCACUGUAAUUAGUUGGAAAGUGUUCUUGUACGUGCGUAGAAGUUGUAAUUAUGCCGAAGAUUGAUUACUCGUUUUUAAGUUUCCGAGCAGCUACUGUGUUACAUCAAGUUUAUGUGUUUCUUUAUCCAAUUCAUUAAUAAAAAUAAUGUUUAUGAAUAUUAUCAGCUCAAUUCUCCACUUUUAUGUAUCACCAAUUCGAGUACCUAUGUUUGAUUAAUUUUGAGUAGUUGUGCUUUUGGGCUAUGCAUAGACAAAUGC
Molecule: messenger RNA, 7564 nt
Organism: Striga asiatica
Lineage: Eukaryota; Viridiplantae; Streptophyta; Magnoliopsida; Lamiales; Orobanchaceae
Source: the annotation of a GenBank genome assembly